AUGGAAGAUCAGAAGAUUGAUGAGUCUCUGUAUAGCAGACAACUCUACGUCCUGGGAGAGGACGCAAUGAAAAAGAUGGGUCAUUCAAGCGCGCUCAUUAUUGGAAUGAAGGGAUUAGGUGUCGAAAUCGCGAAGAAUAUCAUUCUAGCUGGAAUCAAGAACGUUGCCAUAUUUGAUAAUGAGGCUGCAUGCAUUAAAGAUUUGUCGACCAAUUUCUACAUCACGGAGGAGGAUCUCGGUAAACCGCGUGCUGAAAUUUGCCUUCCGAAGCUUCGCGACUUGAAUCCGUUCGUGACGGUGACCCGACGCGAAGAGGAGAUAACUGAGGACUAUAUAAGAACCUUCCGCGUCGUUGUAGCUACCAAUCUCCCCAACAAGGAGCAAGAAACCCUCGAUGCGAUCUGUCACGCUAACAACGUGUGUUUCAUGGGAGUGAACAACUACGGCCUCGCUGUUCGCAUUUUCUGCGAUUUCGGCGAGUCCUUCUACGUCAGCGACAUCGAUGAUUCCGAGCCCGGCACUGUCCUCGUCGGAGACAUCAGCAGAGACAAGGAAGGCCUGGUCACGAUCACCGAGGACCGCCACCCCUUCCAAGACGGCGAUCUGGUCACUUUCUCGGAUAUCCGCGGGAUGGUCGAACUGAAUGGCUGCGCGCCACGUGCUGUCCACGUGCUCGGACCCCAGCAAUUCACGAUCGGCGACACGUCCUCGCUGUCUCCCUACGAAUCCUUCGGCUGGUGCACGCUGGUCAAGCAGCCGAAAACCCUCCGAUUUUUGGAAUUGCGGAAAGCCAACCGGCAUCCCGCGGAUAUUCUCUACACCGAUUUCGGGAAAAUGGACCACGCCAUGGCUCUGCAUACCGCGGUUCUCGCGCUCGACCGUUUCAUGGAGCGGUUUGGUCACGUGCCGCGCCCGUGGAACGACGAAGACGCGGGAAUCUUCGUCGAGCUGGCGCACGAGGUCAGCCAAUCAAUCGACGAGGAUCUCCGUCCCGCGGAACUGAACGAAACCGUUCUGCGAACCUUCGCUAUGACCUGCUGCGGCGAAAUCUGCCCGAUAACCGCGGCCUUCGGCGGAAUCGCGGGGCAGGAAGUGCUGAAAGCGUGCAGCGGGAAAUUCACGCCAAUCAAACAGUUUUUGUACUACGACGCCUUCGAAGCGCUGCCUCCCCGCGAGGAUCACUCGGAUUGCCGGGAGAUCGGGAGUCGGUACGACGGUCAAAUCGUGGUAUUCGGGGAAACCUUGCAGGAAAAGCUGGCAGAAUCGCGGGUAUUUUUGGUGGGCGCCGGCGCGAUCGGCUGCGAAAUGCUCAAAAACCUCGCGCUAAUGGGCGUCGGAACCGCGGGGGAGGGCGCGAUUCUGGUGACGGACAUGGACCGCAUCGAGCGGAGCAAUCUGUCGCGGCAGUUUUUGUUCCGGAACACAGAUAUCGGUCAGAGCAAGGCGGGAACCGCGGUUCGCGCGAUCCGAUCGAUGAAUCCGGAGGUGAAAUGCGAGUUCUUCGAGACGAAGGUGGGUCCCGAGACGGAGAAUGUGUUCAGCGACGCGUUCUUCGAGCGAUUGACCUUCGUCUGCAACGCGCUGGACAACGUCGAGGCGCGCAAAUACGUCGAUUCCCGCUGCGUCCGCUUUGAUAAGCCGCUUCUGGAAUCCGGAACGCUGGGAACCCGCGGGAAUACGCAGAUCGUCGUGCCGUUCGUGACGGAGAGUUACGGUGCGACCAAUGAUCCGCAGGGAGAAGAUUCCGCUGUGCAGCUGAAGAAUUAUCCGUACAAAAUCGAGCACACAAUUCAGUGGGCACGUGACACCUUCGAGGGUCUCUUCGCCCAAUCGAUUCAAACGCUCGGCUCCUAUCGCGACACCCGCGGUUAUCUCGACUCGAUCGCGGAGAAAGUGGAUGUGCACGACGAAGCCGUGCGUCAGCUGCACGAAUUAUUGGUCGAUUCCCCGUGCGUUUCGUUCGACGAUUGUGUGCGCUGGGCGGCGAAAUUGUUCCGGAAAUUGUUCUACACGGAGAUUCGUCAGCUAGUCUAUCAAUUCCCUCGGGAUUUUGUGGACUCGAACGGGAAUAAAUUCUGGAGCGGGAACAAACUGUACCCGAAUGCCAUCGAAUUUGACGAAACCAAUCCGGUACACGUGGACUUCGUUCGGUUUGCCGCGUAUCUGCACGCGGAGAAUCUCGGAAUUCCAAAAAUCGAGGAUGAUUCGCACUUGUUGGAAGUCCUCCGAACCAUCGAAUUCCCCGCGUUUGUGCCCGACACCAACACCACCAACACCAACGAGAUAAUCGCGAAACUGACGGCGGAACUUCCGAAUCCCGCGGUUCUCCAGUCGGUGCGCAGCAUUCCCGCGGAAUUCGAGAAGGACGACGACGCCAAUCAUCACAUCGAUUUCAUCGCCGCCUGCGCCAACCUCCGCGCGGCGAAUUACGGAAUCACGCAGGCGGACCGAAACACGGUGAAGAAAAUUAGCGGGAAGAUUAUUCCCGCGAUUUCCACCACGACCGCGUUCGUGACCGGCACGGUGGCCGUGGAGCUGUUCAAAUUAACCGCGGGAAUGAAGGAAAUCGAGGCGUAUCGCAGCUGCUUCGCGAAUCUGUCAAUUCCCGCGGUUUACUUUAGCGAACCGGGGGCUUGUGAGAAAUUAACCGCAGGAAAGAAGACGUUCACGGAGUGGGAUCACGUGACGCUGCGGAAGGCGGAUGGAAAAACGUUCAAAGCGCUGGCGGAAUAUUUGUUACGGGAAUUUGAAGUGAAUUUGGACGCAGUGUAUUGCGGAAGUUUCCGACUGUAUGACGCGUAUGACACGAAGGAUCGAGAAAAUCGCGAAAUCGUGGAAGUGUAUCGCGAGGUGACGAAGAAGGAAACGGAGCCGUGGAUGCGGUAUAUCGAAGUGUUGGCGUUCUGCUCGCCGGAGGGAGCGGAGGAUGAUUUGAUGGCGGAUGACGUUGAUCUGCCGAGUAUCUUCGUGGAGAUUUGA
Blastocystis hominis is the source of this 2979-nucleotide messenger RNA. RefSeq lists its product as hypothetical. Gene Ontology annotation, biological process: protein sumoylation. The transcript is spliced from 13 exons. Gene Ontology annotation, molecular function: SUMO activating enzyme activity. Gene Ontology annotation, cellular component: SUMO activating enzyme complex; cytoplasm. NCBI's taxonomy places the organism in Eukaryota, Bigyra, Opalinata, Blastocystidae. The record is from RefSeq and is a predicted model, not a curated record. Bases 1 to 2979 code for a protein of 992 amino acids.